AUGUGUCGUCCAUCUCGUCCAUUCGCACGAAGCGCUUCUCAUCGCUUUGCCAUCCUAUGGCUACGACAUACGCACCUGAAGGUCGUCUCUAUCGUCGAAGGUUUCUCUCUCUGCUCUACAGCUGACGAAGUAGGGCUUCAUGCGUUUUGCGACCAAUUUGAGGAGAUCAUCCACAACGAAAAGUCCUACAAAUUUGUUGCUGUGGAUUUCAAGGCUAGGCUUGGCGAAGCACAAGAGGAGGAGUACAGGAUGAGGAAGUUCGGAAUGGGGCAAGAACGAGAGCGGAAACCGCCUAAAUAG
Molecule: messenger RNA, 300 nt
Organism: Haemonchus placei
Lineage: Eukaryota; Metazoa; Nematoda; Chromadorea; Rhabditida; Trichostrongylidae
Source: the annotation of a GenBank genome assembly